Molecule: messenger RNA, 978 nt
Organism: Phaedon cochleariae (mustard beetle)
Lineage: Eukaryota; Metazoa; Arthropoda; Insecta; Coleoptera; Chrysomelidae
Source: the annotation of a GenBank genome assembly
AUUCAUCAUUAUCAUAAUUAUUAUUCUACGUUCUCUCACAUUAAUAUUGGACUAUUUUUGCAGGACACCUAUGGAAAAAUAUAUGAUACAUUCUGGGAUGAACAGCAGAGAUAUGAAAUUUUCAAGGAAAACUUGAAGAAAAUAGAAGAGCACAAUGCCAAAUAUCACCAUGGACAAGAAACUCACCAUAUCGGAAUUACCCAGUUUGCCGAUAUGACACAUGAGGAAUUCAGAAAGAUUCUUGGUCGGCAGAAAAAAAUUAAACCAGCUGCAUCAGCUGCAAUACUCGAAACAACAUGGAUUGAAGCAACAACUAAAAAAAUACCUGAUGAAUGGGACUGGAGACACGAAGGAGCUGUAUCGGAUAUCAAAGAUCAAGCAAAUUGUGGGUCCUGCUGGGCUUUCAGUGCUACAGGUGCAAUGGAAGGUCAGAAUGCUAUCCAUCAUAAAAUAAGGAUUCCGCUGAGUGAACAGCAACUUCUGGACUGCUCCGGAGAAUAUGGCAACGGAGACUGCAUUGCUGGAGGAGACGAGAAAGCGUCUUUCGCUUAUGUCAAAGAUCAUGGGAUCGAAACAGAGGCUCAGUAUCCUUACACCGGAAACAAAACGAAAUGCAUGUUCGAUGAGAGCAGAACUCUCUUGAAUAUCACAGGAUAUAAAGAAUUGCCAGGAAAUGAGGAAGCACUCAAACAAGCUAUAGCAUCUAUUGGACCAAUAUCAGUGGCUAUCGAUGCAGAUAACAUCCAGCUAUACGUUGGAGGAAUAUACACGACCAAGUGUAAAACAAUUGACAUAAACCACGCAGUACUAGCAGUCGGAUAUGGAUCGCAAUCAACUAAAAAUGGGACAAUCGAUUAUUGGAUAAUAAAAAAUUCUUGGGGUAAAACUUGGGGCGAACAAGGUUAUAUUAGAAUUCAAAGGAAUGCAGAUAAUUUAUGUGGCAUUGGAUUAGAGAGUUCUUAUCCAACUCUCAAGUAA